This is a messenger RNA of Phaeodactylum tricornutum CCAP 1055/1, 970 nucleotides long. RefSeq lists its product with no specific name. Bases 110 to 970 code for a protein of 286 amino acids. The record is from RefSeq and is a predicted model, not a curated record. The transcript is spliced from 4 exons. Lineage: Eukaryota; Bacillariophyta; Bacillariophyceae; Surirellales; Neidiaceae.
GACUAUAAAGGCUCCCUUCGGCAUUGACUGCAAGAAAGAAAAGCGACAGAUCCUUUUUGAUUGGAAAGGGCGUGCAUCAAUUCAAUUGUGAACAAAUUUCUCGUCAAGCAUGAAGAAUCUCGUCAGCAAAAGCGAGUCACUUGACAAAACUUCCAAUGUUCUGGUCGACUACAAAUCGGUUGAUUAUAGGGGAUUCGUAUUCGUUGUGCACCACGCACAUGGUAUGAUGCUUUUGCGUUGUACCAGAAAGAAGAACAAGCCACACCACUGGCAACUGCCUGGCGGACAUAUCGAUAAAACUGAAUUUGUUGAAGCUGCGAGAGCAAACUUUGUUCACAAUACUCAGUUACUGGAGGCUGGGAAACGAGGGGCAGCAAGGGAGCUAUUCGAAGAAACAGGGAUUGAUGUCAGAUCCCAACUGCACCGGAUGGAGCCUGCCACACUUCGAGAGCCCAAAGACGGCGAAUCUGAACUCGCCAAUGAGUAUAAACAUCGACUCUUUUACAUCCUGAAUGUUGCGAAUGACGACUUUCUGUCACACGGCGAAACCCCUAUGGGCACAUUAGGAGAGACCCUCAAACCUGAACCAGAGGUCGCUGCGGAUAUGCUUAAACUUCAUAGCGGAGGCAAAGUAUCGGCAGCACUUCUAAUGGCUAUGGGCCGGUCAAUAGUCCACGAAAAGUCUACUGAUCGAAACAAAAGUGCUGCCACUACCCUAUCACAACACCACGACGAUUUGUCACUUCAUACUCUUUUUCAAUAUGGACUACGCUUUCUGUUCGCGUUACCACAAUGCAAAUUUCUCAAACUGUUGGAUACGAAUGCUUCUGCGGAAUUACUGAAUGAUUUGCACAGGUCAUCAUUGAAAUAUGACGAAGAUCCUUCGCCUGGACUUUUCGAAUCGCCUUCAAUCCGUGUACGGACCGACGUUGCCCGAAAGAAGCUUCAGAAGCAAUCGAUGCAAUACUAG